Messenger RNA from Cryptococcus wingfieldii CBS 7118, 633 nucleotides. RefSeq names its product oligoribonuclease. The record is from RefSeq and is a predicted model, not a curated record. Gene Ontology annotation, molecular function: nucleic acid binding; 3'-5'-RNA exonuclease activity. The transcript is spliced from 6 exons. NCBI's taxonomy places the organism in Eukaryota, Fungi, Basidiomycota, Tremellomycetes, Tremellales, Cryptococcaceae. Gene Ontology annotation, cellular component: mitochondrion. The coding region runs from base 1 to 633 and encodes 210 amino acids.
AUGUCCACCACCGACGCUCUGACUUACGAUGACGGUCCCCUUGUUGACUGUGAAAUGACUGGUCUUGAUUUUCUCAAUGACAAGAUCAUCGAGAUCGCUGUCAUUAUUACAGAUGGCAGGCUGAAGCCUGUAGACGAAGGGGUGAGCUAUAUCAUCAACACUUCGAAGGAGGUGCUGGACGGUAUGGGCGAAUGGUGUACGGAGCAGCACGGCAAGACUGGAUUGACACGAGCAUGUCUCGACUCCCCACACUCGUACGAAGAUGUUGUGCAAAAAGUUCUGGCGUACAUCCAAAAGUGGAUCCCAGAGAAGGGUGCGGGGCUUUUGGCUGGUAGCUCUGUCCAUGCAGACAUGAGGUUCAUGCUCAUUGGAAUGCCGGAGAUAAUGCAGCACCUCUCUUACAGGAUCCUUGAUGUCAGCACUGUUAAAGAAGUCUGCAGGAGGUGGUAUCCAACAGUGCGAGCCAAGGAGCAGAAGGGUCGUGCAGGAGAGAUUGCGCAUCGUGCAUUGGAUGAUAUUCAAGCCAGCAUCAAGGAGCUUGAGUAUUACCGGGAGCACAUCUUCAUCCCCGUUGAGUCUCCAGUCGAUGCACCAAAGGACGAGCCGGUAGAAGUUCGCAAGACUGCCUUGUAA